Molecule: messenger RNA, 723 nt
Organism: Teleopsis dalmanni
Lineage: Eukaryota; Metazoa; Arthropoda; Insecta; Diptera; Diopsidae
Exons: 1
Coding region: 1-723 (240 amino acids)
Molecular function (GO): catalytic activity
Source: RefSeq, a predicted model, not a curated record
AUGCCACAUGAGGAAGAAAUACCAUCAGAAGAACUCCAAAGGCUGGUAGAUUUAGCUGGCGAUGGAGAGCAAAGUCUGAUAAUCGGUACUGACGCCAACGCACAUCAUACGCUUUGGGGAAGCACUGACAUCAAUGACAGAGGUGAGUCUCUUUUUAAUUACAUAAUACAAAGUAGGCUUAGUGUAGCUAACAGAGGAGAGGAACCGACCUAUGUUGGACCGACCUCCAGAAACGUUCUAGAUAUAACACUCUUCACGGAAGAUAAUGUACAGGUGAUAGAAUGGAAGGUUCUUAACGAACCAUCAUUUUCAGAUUACAAAUAUAUUAGUUUCCAAAUAGAUUCUCAGUACCUUAAAAGCAGAAAAGUUGUAAGAAAUCCCAAACAAACGAAUUGGGACCUUUAUCGAAAAAUUCUGAAACAGAGACUGAAAAAAAUUACGACAAUUGAUUCUUACGUGGAUCUGGAAGCUAGGCUUGACCAACUUACCAGAGCCCUAACUAUAGCGUACCAUAUCGCGUGCCCGCCAAUGCGUAAAAAACGUAGAUCUCAACCUCCUUGGUGGAAUAAGGAAUUGGGAUCAAAAAGACGCUACGUUCGCGAAAUCUUCAAGCUGGCUCAGCUAGCAGAAAGUGAAGUCAUCUGGGAAGAGUACAGAGAUAUUCUUAAGCAAUACAAAAAAGACAUUCGAAAUGCGAAAAGAAGGAUUUUUGCGCAGGUAUAG